AUGUGCCUACUGAGCACUCUCAAGCUCGCACAUCUUCCUCGACUGUCGGUCGGACUACCUCGCGCGGGAAGACACGCUCCGCAUGUAGCUUGGACUCUGCGACGACCCUACUCUGGUCUAAAUCUCGUACCGUCGCGGAGACAGCUGCUUGCCGGGGCUUCAAGUCUGCCUUGGACAUCUCAAGUCGCUUCGCAGAGGCGAUGGGAGCAAACCACCCCGCAAGAGGUCGAGAACACCAAUGUGGAACACUCGCGCUUUGUCGCAGAGGCUCCGGCCAAGGCGCGGUGGAAGGAAUCGGCGAACGGCAUGAGCGGGACUGAGGCGACGGGCGAAGACUUCGAGUCCAUCAGCGAAGGCAAAGGAAAACUCUCGCCGACGUCCUCCCACCUCUUCAAGCUCAUCCUCCCGCUGGGCCAGCUCCGCUCGCCCGACAGGCCCAACAACAGCAUCAAGCCGCCCCCGCCGACCGUCUUCCUCCUGCACCCCUCGCAGCCCCUCUCGCACGUCGCCCGCCUCAUCCUCGCCCAGCUCGCGCCCGCGACGCCGUCGAUCUCCUUCCGGAGCACGACGCCGAGCAUGCGCACCCUCCAGUGGGCAGACAGCACUGACGUCGGCGACUUCAUCCGCGACGCCGCGCGUGCGACCGAAUUCGUCUUGCGCAUAGGCGAGGAUGUGGACAGCGCGGAGCCCCGCGCGACCAUCCAUGUCGAGGUCCCCAGCUUCGCGGACCGCACGCGCUUCCUCCGCCGGAAGCUGUCCGUCGUCGAGGAGGAGCUGCACGAGAUGGAGGCGCUCAAGAGGGCGUGCGACCGCGAGGCGCACAGCGGCGCGCGCAGGAUGGCGGUGGGCGGGCUCGCGAUGCUUGUCGUGUACUGGGGUGCCGUCGCGCGCCUCACGUUCUGGGACCUCGGCUGGGACGUCAUGGAGCCCGUCACGUACCUCUCCGGCCUGAGCAUGGUCAUCAUGGGCUACCUCUGGUUCCUCUACCAGGGCCGGGAGGUCUCCUACUCGUCCGUGCUGCAGCGCUCCGUGUCCGCGCGGCGCGAGGCACUCUACAAGGCGCGCGGGCUCGACGUCGACCGCUGGCUCGACCGCGUCGCCGAGCGCAAGUCGCUCCGCGCGGAGAUCGGGAGGAUCGCGGAGGACUACGACGAGCGCGUGUGGAAGGCGCGGCAGGAGGAGCGGGAUGAACGGCAGCGGGACGUGACGAGGGUGCGCGACGAGGGUAAUGGUGCGGCGGAGGAUGGCGCGAGAGAGAAGCGCGUCACGUCGAUGUGA
Molecule: messenger RNA, 1278 nt
Organism: Fomitopsis serialis
Lineage: Eukaryota; Fungi; Basidiomycota; Agaricomycetes; Polyporales; Fomitopsidaceae
Exons: 4
Coding region: 1-1278 (425 amino acids)
Biological process (GO): mitochondrial calcium ion homeostasis; calcium import into the mitochondrion
Cellular component (GO): uniplex complex; mitochondrial inner membrane
Molecular function (GO): calcium channel activity; uniporter activity
Source: RefSeq, a predicted model, not a curated record